Messenger RNA from Populus nigra (black poplar), 820 nucleotides. RefSeq names its product probable ubiquitin-conjugating enzyme E2 18. The transcript is spliced from 6 exons. Lineage: Eukaryota; Viridiplantae; Streptophyta; Magnoliopsida; Malpighiales; Salicaceae. The coding region runs from base 83 to 568 and encodes 161 amino acids. The record is from RefSeq and is a predicted model, not a curated record.
UUGGCCUCACAUUUAUAAACGACAACACACACAGACAGACACUCCUCUCUCUCUCUCUCUCUCUCUCUCUCUGAGGAAAAACAUGACAAGCAGCUCCGCUCUGUCACGCAAGGCUUUAAGCAAGAUCGCUUGCAACAGGCUGCAAAAAGAGCUCGCAGAAUGGCAACUCAAUCCUCCUUCAGGCUUCAAGCAUAAAGUCACUGAUAAUCUCCAACGAUGGGUGAUUGAAGUGAAUGGAGCCGCAGGGACUCUGUAUGCGAAUGAAACUUAUCAGCUUCAAGUUGAUUUCCCUGAACAUUACCCUAUGGAAGCACCACAGGUGAUUUUUGCCCCGCCGGCUCCUCUGCAUCCUCACAUCUACAGCAAUGGACAUAUCUGUUUAGACAUACUGUAUGAUUCAUGGUCCCCGGCUAUGACUGUUAGUUCUAUCUGUAUCAGCAUUCUCUCUAUGUUAUCGAGCUCAACGGUGAAGCAACGUCCUGCUGACAACGAUCGUUAUGUGAAGAACUGUAGGAGUGGCCGAUCUCCCAAGGAGACAAGAUGGUGGUUCCAUGAUGACAAGGUUUAAUUCCAUUAUGUAUCUGUCAUCUGUGUAUAACAAGGCUAUAAGUUCCAUUUAUCAUGGAUGAUGUGGAACGGGGCCUGGCAAGGCUUGGAGCCGCCAUAGCUCUGGUAACCACUUUACUUUUUUCCUUGGCCGUGAAUCACGUACCUGGUAUUUUUUUUCUUUGUACCUUGAUGCCACCCUUAGGGGCUUGCAAGCAAUAUAUAUAAUAUUAAUCAAGGAGAACAACUUAUAUGGCUUCUCCCUUUAUUACUA